Molecule: messenger RNA, 765 nt
Organism: Eupeodes corollae
Lineage: Eukaryota; Metazoa; Arthropoda; Insecta; Diptera; Syrphidae
Product: translation machinery-associated protein 16 homolog
Exons: 3
Coding region: 111-683 (190 amino acids)
Cellular component (GO): nucleus
Source: RefSeq, a predicted model, not a curated record
GUCAUUCAAAAAUUUCCCCAAAUAUGUCACUUUAAAAUACCAAAACAACGUGUGCUUGAAUUUAGAUUGAAAGUACAUUUUUGGACUUCUGCUUAAAGAAAGCAGACAAAAUGGCUAAUUUGAAAAAGAAAUUGGAAAGUAUCAAGCAUCCCAACAGUCGUAAAACCAAAGCCCUAAGUAAAAAGGCAAAACGCCAAAAUAACAAACACAAGAGUCGCUUGGGUCAUGCCAUAAAAAGCAACAUCAUUGGUGAGAAAUUAAAUUGGUUUUUAGGAAACAUAGGCGAUCGUACAACACCAUUGAGUCCUGAAGAAUUCGAGGAACUUGUCAAGUUGUAUCUCAGUCGAUUCGAUGAGGAACUCGAACAAAUUGCACUCAAACAAUCAAUUUCAAAGAACCGCGCACAUCAACACGUAGCUAGACAGGAUGUGAUCAAAAUCACACUCGAAAAAGAGAAGAAUGAAUUCUAUGGAGGUGGAAUGGAAAUGAUAAAUCUAUGUGAUCCUGUAAAAUUCAAAUCACUCCUCGACUGGGAUGGCAACGCUAUAAAUGUACAACACUUGAAAUUCGAUUUGAUUUCCAAUGGAAUGUUGCAGCGACUUAAGAAACCUAAUCCCUUUAUUGUAGUCACACCGUGUAGUGAUGGGGAGCAAAGCAUGGAUGUGUCGACGAGUGCGUCGUAGUUAUAAUUUGAAUUUAUAUUCUUUUGUAUAAAUUAUAAUUAUGGAGUUUAAUAAAGUUUAAAAUGGUUUUAUACAAUUCUAA